Molecule: messenger RNA, 789 nt
Organism: Cuscuta epithymum
Lineage: Eukaryota; Viridiplantae; Streptophyta; Magnoliopsida; Solanales; Convolvulaceae
Source: the annotation of a GenBank genome assembly
GUACAUUUGUUACAUUACACCGUUAAUAUUGGUGACUAGGCAAACGGAGUAAUGAAAUGCUUAUUCGAACCGGGCUUUCCCGGUGAGACUUCGACCGGGCUAUUCUUAUUCGAACCGACGAUGUUUGGGGCUUGGAGAAGAACAUCGAAGAAUUUGGCGAUCGGGCCGGAUACGGAUUUGGGUGAGCGCGUUGGUGGGAUGAGAAGUUUAGGUUUGGAAGCGAGUAUGGAUAACUGGAGAUGGAGCUUCGGCAGAUGAUUGAUAAACACAUCGGGCCGGGUAGGAUAUCAAAUGGAUGUUUGGGGCUUGCGAGGUAAAAGGUUGUUCCAGGUUGCAAAGAAAACGCUGGGGCUUGCUGAGUCAGCCUCCACCGUCAAUCAAGAAAACGGCCACGUUAGCAUUUUGCAGUUGACCUUUCAAUUUUGCUGUUGUGCAUGUUUACUCUUUGAAUUGGCUCCUUCAAUUGUGCGAGGGGACGUUGAUCACUUGCAGUUGCGUGUCCUAGAAAGUCGUUUGAAAAGAAAGAGUCGUCAGAAUGAUCAAAACUAUCUGAGGCAUCAGAGUACACCUGGAGAAGUGGGGUUUGUGUUUGUUUCUCUAAUGAGGGGACUUGUUUCGUUUUGCCAAAAGCUCUAUGAAUUUAAUAGUUAAAAAUGAGUUUGGAAAUGGUAAUUUCCUCAUAGUAGCCAGAAUUUUCAUGCUCCCAAUGCAUGACUUCCUUCUGCACAAAAUCAGUUAAUCCCAUAAAAUUUGAGAAAUUUGAAAGAGUAGCCAAAAAACCAAGCACCC